Molecule: messenger RNA, 3622 nt
Organism: Myripristis murdjan (pinecone soldierfish)
Lineage: Eukaryota; Metazoa; Chordata; Actinopteri; Holocentriformes; Holocentridae
Product: matrix metalloproteinase-15-like
Exons: 10
Coding region: 534-2750 (738 amino acids)
Biological process (GO): collagen catabolic process; proteolysis; extracellular matrix organization
Cellular component (GO): extracellular matrix
Molecular function (GO): metalloendopeptidase activity; zinc ion binding
Source: RefSeq, a predicted model, not a curated record
AUCAUUGAGCUCAGAGUGUGUGUGUGUGUGUGUGUGUGUGUAUGUGUGUGUGUUUGCAUCAGGGCUGAGAGGAGACUUGUUGCAGGACCUCCUCCUCCUCCUCUGCUGAUCAGCCAUUGUGGACGACGGAAAGGGGGCAAGGACUUCGUCACAUGCCCGCUGGCUGGGGUCUCAGUCCUCUGCAUGAAGGAAUUAUUUAUUGCAUUAACAUUAUUGUAGGGGACAAUAGUCUCGAACUCAAAAAAAAAAAAAACCUCACUUUGAUCGGUCGGGAAUGGAUUAAGAUCAUUUCAAUUCAUGGAAAAUUAUUAAUGGACUUGGACUCGCUCAGGCUCCGAGCUGUUUUGUGAACUUUGGACCAGUUUUGCAGAGCGGGGCUUCUUCUAAACAGCGCGCCGGCUCCGAAAAUGGGGAGCUGAGGUUCGGAGAGGGACAAAGAGGAACAUACGGCACUUUUCUGGUUGUGUAGCCGAGGCAGAGGCAGCGGCCCUGGGCUUUUUUUUCCGCCUCAUCUCCGCAGCUGCUCGGCAGAGAUGGCAUCCCGGCAGAGGCGCUCCUGUCCGGGAGCCCGCACGCACUCCGCCGUCCUGAUCUCUGUCCUGUCCGCGUCCUUCAUCCUGCUCCUGUGCGCAUCCGCCGCCGCCGCCGCCGGGGAGGAGGAGGACGGCUUCAGCGCUGAGGCCUGGCUCCGUCAGUUCGGGUACCUGUCCCAGGCCAGCCGGCAGAUGUCCACCAUGCAGUCGGCUCAGAUCCUGACCCGAGCCAUCAGCGACAUGCAGCGCUUCUACGGCCUGGAGGUCACCGGCGAGAUGGACGCCGCCACCGUCAGGGCCAUGCGUCGGCCUCGCUGUGGCCUCCCUGACAAAAAACCAGAGGAGCCGGGCGACGGAGCCAGAAAGAGGCGCUACGCCCUCACGGGACAGCAGUGGGACAAGGACCACAUCACCUACAGCAUCAUGACGCAGCUCGUGCCGUCCUCCCUGGGCGAGGAGCGGACGCGGGACGCCAUCCGCCGGGCCUUCGGCGCCUGGAGCCGCGUCACGCCGCUCACCUUCCAGGAGCUCCCGGCCGAGAACGGCAACAGCAGCCGGACGCCGCUCGCCGACAUCCUGCUGCUGUUCGCCUCGGGUUUCCACGGCGACAUGUCGCUGUUCGACGGCGAGGGCGGCUCCCUGGCCCACGCCUACUACCCCGGGCCGGGGAUGGGCGGGGACACGCACUUUGACGCGGACGAGCCGUGGACGCUGGACAACCGGGACCAGGCAGGUAUCGAUCUGUUCCUGGUGGCUGUCCACGAGCUCGGCCACGCCCUGGGCCUGGAGCAUUCAGAAAACCCCGCCGCCAUCAUGGCUCCCUUCUACCAGUGGAUCCACACACACAACUUCACGCUGCACGAGGACGACGUGCAGGGGAUUCAGUACAUCUACGGUCCGCCUCUCCUCACCGAAGCCCCGCCCACCUCCGCUCCUCAGCCCGUCCCGGACGACGAGCCCGACGAUGAACCCCCCACCUCCCCCUCGCCGCCUGAAACCGAGCCCACGCUCCCGUCCUCCACCGAGCCCCCCCCCGAGCCUCCGAGCCCCACCGACGCCGACCCGGACCCCCCGGCGCCGCCCGAGCCCAGCCCCGACUCCACGCUUCCCCCGUCCACACUCCCCCCAAGCCCCGCCCCCACCUCCGCCCAACCGGAACCCGCCACCCCGUCGGUGAGAGAGGACGCCCCCCUGCCGCCGCCGCCGCCUCCCCCCCGCCCUCCCAAGAAGCCGGACCACCAGGCGCCCGACAUCUGCGACGGGGACUUCGACACGGUGACCAUGCUGAGGGGCGAGAUGUUCGUGUUCAAGGGGCGCUGGUUCUGGCGGGUGCGGAGGAACCGGGUCCUGGACAACUAUCCCAUGCCCAUAUCCGUCUUCUGGAUCGGCCUGCCCAGCGACAUCGACGCGGCCUACGAACGCCACGACGGCAAAUUUGUCUUCUUCAAAGAUGACAGGUACUGGGUGUUCAGAGAGGCCGACGUGCUGCCCGGUUACCCUCAGCCGCUCCACGAGUACGGCCAGGGCGUUCCUCCGGCCGGGAUCGACACGGCGGUGUGGUGGGAGCCCAACGGAUACACAUACUUCUUCCAAGGAGACAGGUACUGGCGGUACAGCGAGGAGACUCGAACCACCGACCCCGACUUCCCCAAGCCGAUCAGCAGAUGGGGACGAAUCCCAGCCUCGCCCAAAGGAGCCUUCCUCAGCGAUGACGCCGCGUACACCUACUUCUACAAAGGCAGCAACUACUGGAGGUUUGACAACCGCAGGACGACGGCGGACAAAGGCUACCCGCGCUCCAUCCUGAAGGACUUCAUGGGCUGCGUGGGCGUCCCGGACCCCGAGCCGGACGCCGACCCCGACGCCGACCCCGACAGGAAGACGCCCUCGAGAGACAAACCGGUCGUCCCGUCAGACAGAGGCCGAGACGAGCACCGAGAGCCGGGCGGAGGCGGGGCGGACGCCGAGAAAGAAGAGCGGGACUACAACCCGGACGGCACCGGCCAGGAGGAGGACGGCGGCGAGAAGGAGGUGAACGUGGUGGUGACGGUGGCCGACAACGAGUCCAAGGUCAUGACCCUGAUCAUGGUGACCGUGCCGCUGGUGCUCAUCCUGUGCAUCCUCGUCCUCAUCUACGCCAUCCUCAGGACGCUGCAGAAGAAGGAGACGCCGCGGGUCUUGGUGCACUGCAAACGCUCGCUGCAGGACUGGGUGUGACGCGCGGAGGCUCCGAGCGGCGGGGGGGGGGGAGAGGGGGCGCGCUCCUGGGCCAAUCGCCGUCCUCCGGGGAUCGUUUUUGUCCGGCACAGCGGGCUGGCAUCGACGUUUUAAAAAAUGAAUGUCGUGGUGGAAGUGAGCAUCGAUGAAACGCGCGAGACUCAGAAAGCCAUCGCAGGUUCAUCGCAGCAAAGGCCCCGUUUUUUUUUUUACCAAACAAGAUAAAAACAGCCCUGCUCAUUUCCAUCACGACAUUAUAAAAACGCUGUAAGCCACUCUGUGUGUGUGUGUUUGUGUGUGUGUGUGUGUGUGUGUGUGUGCUGCUAACGCCGGAUUCAGACAGACAGCGGCUUCGCUCGGUGACGUGCAGCACGACAAACCACAUAACUUAGAUGCACAGUUCAGGCUUGCUGGGGCCCACAAUCCUCUUCCAGAUAUUUCAUGACUUGGACCAAUAGAUUUCCAAUGGAUUUGUUCCAUAGGGUUUAAAAAAAAAAAAUUAAGAAUAUAAAGUCUGUGGCAAACAAACGGUCAUGAUGCUUCUUCAUCUCCACAAAUAAAGUUGAAAAACUCUUGCACCUGCACCUUCAUGUAGACGCAGCCACACAGCAGAGCACGUUAAAGGCAUUACGGUCUGUAAACACAAAUCCUCCCUGGCUAAGCUAACCGCUGGCAGCUUGCAUUUCCUAGGAUGGCGACGGAAUGAAACGCCGGCCCAAAAAUGUAAAGCAUUCCGCCUUUGCCAUCCUAAGGAAAAAACAAACUUCGUCCACUUGGCUUUUCGCCUCAUUUUAUUGCCCUGUUUCCACGUCUGGGAUUUUCGCAGCUUCUUAUUGGAUGCGGUGCUAUCGAUCACUGUGAUUGGCUGAGAG